Molecule: messenger RNA, 2030 nt
Organism: Musa acuminata subsp. malaccensis (wild Malaysian banana)
Lineage: Eukaryota; Viridiplantae; Streptophyta; Magnoliopsida; Zingiberales; Musaceae
Product: protein trichome birefringence-like 6
Cellular component (GO): Golgi apparatus
Molecular function (GO): O-acetyltransferase activity
Source: RefSeq, a predicted model, not a curated record
CCCACGCUCCUGUUUCGAACCGCUGUCUUCUUCCUCCUUGACCUUAGCACAUGCGCGCACUUCUCCAGGACUUUGGUGUCUGUCCUUUCCCUUUUGUGGAGGAGACACUGUGAGAGGCAGCCAUGGAGAAGCCCAGGAGCCUCUCCAUCAGGCCCACCAGGCUACUACUGCUCGCUUCAACCGUCUCCUCCUCUCUCCUCUUCUUCUUCUACUUCUCCUUUUGGCUUCUGGAGAACGCCCCCUCCGGCAGCAACUCCGCUGCCUAUUUCCAGCUCGUUGGAGGCAUCGAGGCUGUGGGAUCUCACCCCUUUACUGACUCCGACAGCAGUCUCUUGGAUAAUGCGACUGGGAUUCCCAUCGCUGCUGCGACUCACGUGUCGGUGGUUGGCAAUCUCUCUCUGGAGGCUCGGAGCGUAGGAAACGAGGGGAAAGACGAGAUCUUUGAUGAUGUCCAAGAGAGAGAAGCUAGUGAUUCUUCCACUGAAGUACCGGAUUCAAAUGAUUUUGGAGGAGGUCCAGAUACAUUUGAAGACGAUAACAGUACUGAUUUGCCCGAUGUCAAUCUCAAGAACAGUUCUGGGUUCUCUGGCGAGGUUUUAGCUGCUGUAGCCGAAAGGAUUGGAAGAGGAAGCAGUGAGUUGGAUGCUAGAGGAAUGGAAAGGGGGAAAUUGGAGGCUGAUACGACGAUGAGCAACAGAAGUUUCUUUAGUUCCUUUGGUCAAGGAGAAGCUUCACAUGUGGAGAAUCAUGGGACCAAGGACAAAACCACAUGUGAUGUUUCUGAUGGAAGAUGGGUUUUUGAUGAGAGUUAUCCUCUCUACGCGAGUAACUCGUGCCCCUUUGUAGAUGAAGGCUUUAGCUGCGAGCAAAAUGGGAGGUUGGAUAAAGACUACAUGCAAUGGAGGUGGCAACCUUACGGCUGCAGCAUUCCACGGUUCAACCCUGUGAUAAUGCUGGAACUAAUCAGAGGGAAAAGACUGGUUUUUGUUGGAGAUUCAAUUAACAGGAACCAGUGGGAAUCGAUGCUGUGUAUGUUACGAAUGGCUCUUUCUGAUCCUACCAGAGUUUAUGAGGCUCGGGGGCGGAGGAUCACAAAGAACAGGGGAAAUUACAACUUUAAAUUCCCAGACUAUGAUUGUAGUCUCGAGUAUUAUGUAAGUCAUUUUUUGGUGCGUGAGAGCAAGGCAAGAUUAGGACAGAGGCGCGUGAUGACGCUACGAAUUGAUACUAUAGACAGGAGUUCAUCGAGAUGGAGAGGUGCAGACAUCCUUGUGUUCAAUAGCGCUCAUUGGUGGUCACACCACAAAACUAUGUCUGGUGUGAAUUACUACCAGGAAGGCAACCAAGUUCAUCCACACCUCGAUGUUUCUACUGCUUUCAGGAAAGCUUUACUGACUUGGGCAUCGUGGGUCGAUCAACAUGUCAUCCCCGGCAAAACCCAAGUCUUCUUCAGAAGCUCAGCACCAUCACAUUUCAGUGGCGGCAAAUGGAAUUCCGGAGGGCACUGUAAAGAGAGCAUCCAUCCUCUGAAUGAUACCAAUGUGAGACAAGUUCCUGAAAAGAAUGUAAUCUUGGAGCAAGUUGUAAGGCAAAUGAAAACUCCUGUGACCAUUCUCAACAUUACGAAUCUAUCUGGACUUCGGAUCGAUGGUCACCCAUCUGUAUAUGGGCGAAACCCCAGUAAAGGAACUCCAACCAGCAUUCAAGAUUGCAGCCACUGGUGCCUUCCUGGAGUCCCUGAUACAUGGAAUGAGUUGCUCUAUUUCUACCUAUUGUUGAGAGAAAAGCCAGCCUUUACAAGCUAGAGUUCUCUCAAAGCUAGCAGAUGGAAGACACAAGAUUCUUUUCUUUUUGGUGAGGCAGAUGCAUGCAUGUUGCUGUUGCUUGUGUUCAGCAUAAUGCAUCUAAUUUUCUUUUAUUUUUUCCCCAUUGCAUAUAGGUUCAGAUAUUUCAUUGUCACUUGGCUUUUUGAUUUUGAGAAACAAGGUUGUGAUGUUAUUUCAUGUUUGUAACAAGAAGCUUUUUGAUUA